Messenger RNA from Triticum aestivum (bread wheat), 888 nucleotides. RefSeq lists its product as uncharacterized. Lineage: Eukaryota; Viridiplantae; Streptophyta; Magnoliopsida; Poales; Poaceae. The transcript has 2 exons. Bases 1 to 714 code for a protein of 237 amino acids. The record is from RefSeq and is a predicted model, not a curated record.
AUGUGCCAUCCUCAGACAGAGCAAGUAGCAAAGAAGAUCGAGCGGUUCCCCACACUGCAAGUAGAAAAGAAGUUCGAGUCCCUGGAGUGCCAGUCAACCAUCAACGGCCAAACCGCCGCCACGACCAUGAGCGGCACCAUUGUCAUCACCGUCGCCGUCGACAACUCUCUCAUCGGCAAGAGCUGCGCCAUCCAAUGGCCUGCCACCCGCAAGGGGCUGCAGACUGGCACACCAUCGGCUGAUGGGAUUGAGAGCAUGAUGUUCACGUACCGAUUCAUGGAGGACCGGCCGGGCACGUACCACACUUGUGAUGACCAAGACCCGACCACAAUGUUCACCAACGUGCAGGAAAGCAAAGCUGGGUCGGCCCAUUCAGACAAGGGGCAGACCAGAUACGGCUUUGCUCGCACCGUCGACCGAGAAGUCAUGGCGUACACCCCAGGAGGCAGGGGCCAUGGCGCCCUUGCAUGCCCUGAAGCACAACUCAUGGCCGGUAACUCUGUUAUCUACCUCAAUGACGAAGGCCCGGUCGAGCGGCUCCUUCGGUGGGUUGCUGGUAUAUGCGGGGGCAGGGACCAUGCCGUCUAUGCGUGCCCCGAAGCACAACUCAUGGCCGAUUGUCCUGUCAUUCACCUGAAUGACGGAAGGGCCGAUCGAGUGGCUCCUCCGCUGAUCCAUCGGCUGUUACGUGCCAUCGAUGAGAUGACCCGUUAAACUUGAGGUUUACAGGUUGAGAAAAUCCUCGUGUCUCGCGGGGUUCCACCUUCCCACCAUCAUGCGUUAAUACUACUCUCUUUCUCCUCUUGCAAUGUAAAUAAACAUUAUUCAUUUUCUUUCUUUUGUCGUUGCAGCUUCAUUUGUGCUUUUUUCUGUGAUUGCUUCAUUUGU